This is a messenger RNA of Pongo pygmaeus (Bornean orangutan), 549 nucleotides long. RefSeq names its product coiled-coil domain containing 201 (gene SYSRN). The record is from RefSeq and is a predicted model, not a curated record. Lineage: Eukaryota; Metazoa; Chordata; Mammalia; Primates; Hominidae. The coding region runs from base 1 to 549 and encodes 182 amino acids. The transcript has 3 exons.
AUGGAGCCUGGGGUGCAGGAUCCAGGAUUGAGCUCCUCUGAGGAUGAGAGCCCCUCUCUAGCGAUCAGGAGCCCCACCUUGAGAAAGCCCCUGAAACACAGCACCCCUGAGGAGGCAGCCCUGGGCUGGAGCCCAAGGUCAUCAGGAGGUGCCUCCUAUCUCAGUGGGUCCCCAAUGCCUGCACACUUCUCUCAGGUCCUUGCGUCCCACCCAGCAGGGGUCAGCCCUCCAGCCACUGUCAGGAAAAUGAGGCUUUCUACUAUCUGGGCCUCCAAGGAGUCCAGCUUGGAUCUCUCAGCUCUUGGGGAAGAGCCACCCACAUCAGCCUCAUUAGCCCAGCAGCAGCAGCAGCAGCAGGAAGAGUCCCUCCGGGCAAAGAGCUGGCCACAAAACCCUGGAUUGCCUGGGAUCCUGAACACAACUGGGAGGAAGAGACGAGACCUGAAGAAGCGGGCAGCUGCGAUGGAGCGAGUGCGACAGUGGGAGAUCUACGUGCUUCAGAACAUCGAGGAAGCCACCCAGCACGAGCUCACCAUCGAAGACGACUGA